AGAAAACUGUCACUUGGUUUAAGAAACGUCAAAUUAGUAAACAAUGCAAUAUUAUUAUGCUUGUGUAUUUUAACUUUUAUAAAACAGUUACUAUUAGUGGAUUUGGAUAUAAUAUAUUAAUAUAUUAUGUUAUGGAUACUAAAUCGUUAAAUAAUCUUAUGGAAGAGAACAAGGUACAAUUACUUGAUGAGUUGGACACUAAAGAGAAUAUUAACCUUAUACACUCUAAAGAUGUAGAAAAGGAAAACCCAUCACUUUUAGACAGUUUAAUAACCUUUGGAAGAGUACAAAAUUCUGUUGAACCAAAAAAUUUUGAAGGAAAUAAUAAUGAAAAAUGUAGACACUAUUGUAAGGUUGAAUCUAAAAUCAAUGAUUGUGUUGAAGAAAAACAUGAAUCUGAUCCUGGGGAUGAAACUAAAAAAAUAUUAUGCAAUAUUAAGGAAGAAAAAAUGGAUAGUGACUUUGAAGAUGAAAAAUAUUCCCCAUAUAAUGAAGCCAUUUUUGAGACAAAAUUUUUAAUGGAUUAUCAUAAGGUUAAAUAUGAGGAUGAAGAUGAUUUAGGAUCCAAAAUCAAUGAAAGUGUAGAAGAAAGGGACAAACCUGAUCUUGUAGAUGAAAGUGAAAAAUUAUUAUGCAAUAUUAAGGAAGAAAUAAAGGAAGAUAUAAUGGAUAGUGACUUUUCUGAAGAUGAAAAAAACUACCUACAUAAUGAAGUCAUUUUGGAGACAAAAACUGAAGUGGAUUAUCAUAAGGUUAAAACUGAUGAUGAAGAUGAAUCAGGGGAAGCAUUAAAAGGCGACGACGACAAAAACCGUUGUCCGCAUUGUCAAAAACAAUACACGGCAAGACAUAAUUUAAAACAGCACAUUGAAAGCCAACACGGCGACUUGACAGACAGAAAAAAAUACACGUGUCCGCAUUGCGAGAAAAUAUUCUCGCAUUUGGGAACAAAAAACGAUCACAUAAGGUCAAAACACGAGGGCUUCAAGAUCAAUUGCCCGCAUUGCCCUAAAACUUUCACUACUAAAUGCGGCUUAAGACAGCACUUGAAAACCCUAAACCACGAUUCUCCGCAGAAAAAAGAGUACCAAUGUGCACAAUGCGAGAGAAAUUUUACGGAAAAGGACCUUCUAACCCAACAUGUAAAAUUAAAACACAAAGGUUUUAAGUACACGUGUCCACAUUGCCCGAAAACGUACUCUACAAGAAGUAUUUUACAGCAACACGUUCAAAGCCAACACGGCGAUCCCGUGCAAAGAAAAAAAUACGAGUGCGCACAGUGCGACAAAACCUUCGCAUCGGUGGGAUAUUUAAACACGCACAUUAAGUCAACACACGAAGGGUUUAAGUUCCCUUGCCCGCAUUGCCCAAAAAUGUACACCGAAAGGAGAGGCUUGUAUGGCCACCUUCAAAUCAAACAUGCUGCGCUAAAAAAAGAAUACAAAUGUCCACUGUGCGACGAAAAGUUUUCCACCAGGAAAAGUAGACUCGCGCACAUUGACGAAGUGCACGACGGCCAUCGUUACAAAUGCGAGCAUUGCCAGAAAACUUACAUACACAGUGGAAAUUUUAAUAAACACGUUCGAAACCACCAUAGCGACACCUUAUAAAGAAAUGUUGCAUUGCGACAAUAAUUUUUUAUAUAAGGUCCCAGACAACCAUUAGAUAUCCCAUGGAUAUCCACCAAAUGUCCGUCUAUAUCCAGAAUAUAGCUGCCACUUUUGAGGAUGUCUAUGAACGGGUUAUUCUUAGAUCCUGAAGAAAUUUCCCCAACUAGAAACAUCAAUGUUCAAAUCAAAUCAAAUCACGUACAAAUAUAUGUGAUUUGAUUUAAGAUCAAUGUUCAGCAGCUGCUACGCCAUCACGUCUCCAUCUGAAUAUUUGUUGCUUUCGUUAUAUGUACCUAGCGCUCGUGCGUAAGCAGCGGUGAGAUGUAUUGCUACUAUAAUUUGUAACUUUGUUAAUUAAAUAAAAAUGUUGCGAUUUUUUGUGAUAAUUAUGUUUAAUAUUGGCAAUUUUAUACUAAGUAAAUAAAAUUUAUAUUUUUUAAACAUUGCAGCGGAAUACGAAAUACAUUAAAUUAAAACCCCAAAUUAUGCUGUUUACAUUUAAAUAGAUGGAACAAACUAUGUAUAAGAAAAACAUGGUUACGAAAUGAAAAAACCUAAGUAAGUACAGUAUAUGAGUUUAACGAAUAAAUUAACCAAAACGGUUUUAUUAUAACGAUAUACAUACGAAAAAUUACCAAAUUUUGGGAAUGGUUUAUUUCGUUAUUUUACCUACAUAAUAACCUUUUUGAUUUACUAAGAGUAUAACGUAAUAAAAACAAUGAAAAUACCACAAAUUUACGUAAAAUUAACUCCAUAAUUACUAACUGUUUGCUCUCUCUUUCUAAAACACUGACAUUCGUAAUUUAUUUGUUCUUUUAAUUUAUAUUUUAC
This is a messenger RNA of Brassicogethes aeneus, 2441 nucleotides long. The record is from the annotation of a GenBank genome assembly. NCBI's taxonomy places the organism in Eukaryota, Metazoa, Arthropoda, Insecta, Coleoptera, Nitidulidae.